Molecule: messenger RNA, 4854 nt
Organism: Nerophis ophidion (straightnose pipefish)
Lineage: Eukaryota; Metazoa; Chordata; Actinopteri; Syngnathiformes; Syngnathidae
Gene: fbxo22
Product: F-box protein 22
Exons: 7
Coding region: 75-1226 (383 amino acids)
Biological process (GO): positive regulation of proteasomal ubiquitin-dependent protein catabolic process; protein polyubiquitination; regulation of skeletal muscle fiber development
Molecular function (GO): protein binding
Source: RefSeq, a predicted model, not a curated record
GUGCACUUCCGGUACAUGUGAAUUUACAUAGCAGGACAGCCUUGUUUUGCGACACCCGCAAACUCAGAGGGAACAUGGGGGAUAAUCUCGGCCCCGACGUGUCUUUGCAGGAUACCAAAGCCGCUUACAUUUUGAGCAAUGUGGCGGAGGUCGUCGAGCGAGUUCUUACCUUCGUGCCGACCAAAUCUCUUCUCCAAAUCGCCAGUGUGUGCAGGCUAUGGAGCAACUGUGCCCGCAGGGUGCUCAGGACUCAGCAGCAGUUGGCCUGGGUGUCAGCCUGUGGACCCUCCGAUAUGCACGGACAUGUUCUCUGCAAGGUCCUGGCCGAGGAAGUGGAGAAAGUAUUUCUCCUGCCCAAAACAGUACUAGCAAUGCUGGAUUGUGAGGCCCUCAAUGAAGACGUGCACUGCUACAGACGGAAUCGAGCAAAAAGGAGCCGUCACAGUCGAGACACAGUUGAGGACAUGUUCCCUCGAAAUUGUGACGUCAUGGGCAUUGCUGCACCUGGCAUCGUCUUGACUCCCACUGGCUCGAGCUGCAGGCCUCCAGAAGAGCACCAAGAGGGGGAGGCCGGCUUUGCCCUCAUGUUCCCCAGCAUGGAGGGUGUCGACAUCAAACCUUUUCACUUCUGUUUGAAUACUUUUCUCCCAACUGAUCUGAAAGAAGCAGGACUUGUAGACAACCCAGAGCUACGAGUGGUGCUUAUCUUUUUCUAUGAGACGUAUCGAUCCAGAGGUGUGCAAUUCCUUAACCAAAUACUGGUGCCUCUGGCCAAGAGCACAGCUCUGAUCACGGGAGGACUGGUAGAAAAAGUCUUCCUUCCCAACAGAUACUGCUGCAGCAAGGGAGGGUGUGGCGUGAUGGGCCUGACAUUGAGCGGCCCCAAAGUGCAGGCAGCGUCUGUGCUCCUGGACCAGGAUGUGGUCAGCCCCAAGACGGCCGAAGCUACAAUCCGCAGGCUAAAGGCCGCUAAGAUCCCGGAGAAGAAUACGCUGGGGUUCAUGUUCGCCUGCGUGGGCAGAGGCCAGAAUUACUACAACCAGAGCAAUGUGGAGGCCGACGCCUUCCGAAAAGUGUUCCCCGAUGUGCCGCUCUUCGGCCUGUUCGGCAACGGAGAAAUCGGCUGCGACCGCAUCGUUAAAAACGACUACAAGCUGUUUGAAACUGACACAAACUCUCUGCAACACGAGUACACCACAGUCAUUACGCUGGUCCAUCUGGGUUGAAGCUGGAAACAUUCAACAUCAUUCCUUUGCUUCAUCAGAGGUAACCCUUCAGCCGCCUUUUUGAAGAAAACAUAUGGUUCUAUAGUCGAUCUACACACAUAUUAACACAGUUAAACUAGGAUUAAUAUCCAUAAUCUCUUUUAACAUCCUAUUAUGAUGUACUGUAGCUUCUUUGUAAAAUAUAUGUAAAUGAUGUGCAAACAGGCAGAUUUUACGCCACCUCAUAGGGUUUUUGCUUUGCCCUCGGGUGACCCAAGCUUGGGAAAUAAGCACUUUUCCUUCGGGUGUGAUGAAUGUGAGUUUUCUUACGCAAAGUCAAGGCGGUCACUUUGGUACACUAUAUGGACAUAGGUAUUUAGACACCUGGCUAAAAUAUGCAACUGUUGCUGUUCUGGGAAUUUUUUGGAGAAGGUUCUAGAGUGUCCAUUCACCCAGAAGAUAAUUUGUGAGGUUUAUGAGGUCAAUCAAGGAUACAUCAAUGGCCCUUGUUUUGUGCGACGGGAACAGGUAGCUCUUCCGCAAACUGUUUCCACCAAAUUGCAAACCUUGAAUUAUCCAAAAAGGCUAAAGAAUUCAGGGACCUGUCCUUGGUUAAUUAAGAAGUCUAUCUCCGCCUUACUUUUGUCCAAAACCUAUAAGCUAACUAACAUCAAGUGCAGGAAAACUGCAAACUAAAUGCAACUGAGUUAAAUCUAAAUUGGAAUAUUUUCUGUUCAUGAAUGCCCAAUGGCUCAGGAUUAAACCAUUUUGCCACAUACAGUUAAUAUUGCUACUGGCCAAGUGUAUCUACAUAAUUCUGGCGAGGAAAAUAAUAGACACAAUACCUCCCAACUUUUGGUGCAUACCUGUAGUUUUUAAUGAAGCCUCUUCCUGUCUUGAAAUACUUUCUAGCGAUAAAGCUGCAAUUGACUUAAUUACAUAGGUUCCUUUGUCAUGUUAAUGUUGAUAUUAGGUGCAACAAUAACUGUCUUUUGUCAUUCGCGCUUUCCAAUACUUUGCUUAAAAGUGAUUAUUUUUCCCUUGACAGAUACUUCAUUUUGUGCAAUAUGUUCAGAUUCAAUACAGGAUUUGUUUAAUAUUAAUUUUCAUAAUGCUGAGGUUUGAUAGACGGGUGAAAUAUGUUUUCUUGUAACCUUUAAUUUUUUAUCAAAACCAAGCAUUGUUAUAUUAGUAAAGGCAGCUCAGGUCUUGAAUCUCAUCAGAGGUGUGCAAACUUACUGAUAAAUUGAAGGAAGUGGGACUUUUUUUUUAACCCUUUUAAUAAACGCGCUAAACCCAACCCUAAGUAUAGUUGACAAAACAAAUAUAUAUUUCAGAAACUUAAUUGUCACCAGAUUUAUUUUGCAAAUAACUGAAACAGUUAAAAGUAUUUUUUCUCACAUUACAAAAAAACGUAUUUUGUGUGGCCUAAACCACAUUUUUCUGUUCAGAAAUGCAAGUAAAUAAUUGACAUCUUAAGAAAAUAUGCUAGUUUGUUUGUAAAAAUAUAAAUUAAUGGGGUGAAAAAUCAUGCAUAUUUAUUUAUUUGGCAUUAAUACUGUAUAUGGUGGAGUUUCUUAAAAACCCGCCCAGAUUCUGCUUAUUUCCUCACUGUAGGAAGUAAAAAUCAAUAGUUUUUUGCCUUUAAAAAGUUUUGGAAAAUGUUUUUAUUUUUAUUGAUCAGCUACACCUCCCUUGAAGUCUUGUACCCCUAAAAAAGGGUUAACCAGUGCGGCUUGCAGCUAUUUUUUCUAACACUCAUAGGACAAAGGCUGACUUUUUUUUCCUUCGCUAAAUUUUUGCUAUAAUUUGGCCGUAUUUUUUGUUGUUACUCUUAUGCAUGUUUUUUUUCCCCAGAGGGUUUUUUCAGGGCUUCACGGUGGCAGAGGGGUUAGUGCGUCUGCCUCACAAUACGAAGGUCCUGCAGUCCUGGGUUCAAAUCCAGGCUCGGGAUCUUUCUGUGUGGAGUUUGCAUGUUCUCCCCGUGAAUGCGUGGGUUCCCUCCGGGUACUCCGGCUUCCUCCCACUUCCAAAGACAUGCACCUGGGGAUAGGUUGAUUGGCAACACUAAAUUGGCCCUAGUGUGUGAAUGUGAGUGUGAAUGUUGUCUGUCUAUCUGUGUUGGCCCUGCGAUGAGGUGGCGACUUGUCCAGGGUGUACCCCGCCUUCCGCCCGAUUGUAGCUGAGAUAGGCGCCAGCGCCCCCCGCGACCCCAAAAAGGGAAUAAGCGGUAGAAAAUGGAUGGAUGGGUUUUUUUCAUAUUAAAUUUAAAAAUUUCAAUGCCCGAUUUUCUUUCUACAGGUGUACAUACUGUCAUUUAUUCCUCAAUACCCAAAAACUUUCAAAAAAUGGCAUAAACCAUUUUUUACUUUCUUAGCUCAAAUCUCUCAAUCAACUUCUGACCUAAACAAAAAUAGCAAACUUGUUAUUUAUUUUUCACCCUUUUGAAGGCCUUUUAAACAAAAGGUGCCACAGUCGUCAUUGAGUAUUACUUUGCAAAACAGUUUUACUAUUUUAAACCUGGCAUCUGAUCAUAAGGGUCAAAAUUAAACAAACAAAAAAUGGUCGUCUUUUGCUACAUCACACUUCAAAUAUUGCAGCUUCACCACAUUGCACAUCAUUUUGAUGUUUUUUUUUAAACCAUUUACUGCAACAGUUUUUCCCGACAUCAAGCCUUUUCAAGCAUAAACAUGUCAAAACAAACUAUAAAUAUUAAUACAUAAUAUUGGCUGCAAGAUGAGCCCAAACCAAUUGGAACACAAUGUUCAGUAUCGUGGCCACUGAUUGGCUCAGCCUUAUCCAGCAUCACUAUUUUGGAUUAAGAGUGUAAAUGUGACUAAAUUGGGUUAUUUCAUGCAUAGAGGUCUCUCAUGUUGAUUUUUUAUUUUAGAUUUAGCUCUUAACAGUUUUUUUUAAUGCUCAAGCUAAGAAAAUAUUAUCCAUCCAUCCAUUUUCUACCGCUUGUCCCUUUUAAGAGUCGUGGGGGGCUGGAGUGUAUCCCAGCUGCAGUUGGGCGGAAGGUGGGGUACAAAUUUCUAAUUGAAAUGCAUUUAUUGCGGACAUGUCCGGAACUGAUUACAGCAAGAAACGACGGAUCACUGUACAUGUUGAUAGUUUUGUUUAAAACUGAAGGUAUAUUGAGAAAUUUGAGCAAAAAAAGUAAAAACAAUUAAAUGUUUUUGAUGGCUUUAAUGCCCCUUCUCGUAUGUUGUUAAAUUCAACUUAAUUCAUUAUUAAUGAAAAAUAUUGACACUACACUAAAAUUAUUUGUCAACUGUUUAUUUGAGCAUAUUUUGAUCCAUACUGGAUUGGUUUUAGUGUCUUCCAUGUGCAAAAUGUAUUAAUGUGGGCCUCCCAUAUCUUUAAGUUUUUCACCUCUCGCCUAAACUUUUUUUCCUAAUGUACUGAUGUGACCUGCCUUCUUAAAUGUUCAUACAUUACGCUGCAGGCAAAAAAAAAAAAAAAAAAAGUCUGCUGCAAAUGUCCCUGUGCCGCACUUUUGACACCAUUGCAACAGAGUGUGCGGGUGUACCUAAAGGUGUGUCCUUUUUAGGUUUUGUGUAAUGAUCUUUGGUCCGGAUGCACUUUUCUACGGGAUGUGCCAAAUCUGUUUCAAAAUUGUCCUAAAAUAAAUUAAGAGUUAGAAAUA